ACAUACGUGUCAGCGUAACAUAGUAUAAUAAUUAACAGUCGUGCCGUAAUAACAAGCGUUUUAAUAGAUAAGGUAAAUGCCAGCCGACCGAUUCAGUCAUACACCAACGUUUGUAAAGUGUGCGUGUUAAAAAUGUUACUACCCCUUUUCCAUAUUUCUGUGGUGUCGUUUUACGUGUAUUCGUUAUGGUACGAUCAGCAGUAUUUGGAUUUACCAUUGCCGGCGAAGGGGUAUGAGGUUAUGCCUUAUAAGGGCCGCCUCAUGUUCCUAACGAUGUGGACUUUUAUCUUACAAACUAUAUACUUCUUUGUUUCAUUCCUGAACGACUUGAUAGGAUCUAAUGACGCGUCUCCAAAGAAGCGGCCUUUGAUUAGAAUGUUUAAGGACGCCCUAUUCGGCCUGGCCUUCCCCAUGGCUAUUUACGUCGGCAUCAGUUUCUGGAGCAUCUACCACUUCGAUAAGGAGCUUAUAUUCCCUGAAAAAAUUGCGAAAAUUUUCCCACCAUGGCUUAACCAUACAUAUCACUCCUUCAUAGUGUUAUUCAUAGUUUUAGAACUUAUAUUUACUAACAAAACUUAUCUAUCUAGAAAAGUGGGUCUUGUAUUGGCUUUUACAUAUUUUGUUAGUUAUUUAGUUUGGAUGCAUAUUCUUUUUGAGAGAACAGGCGUGUGGCCAUACCCCAUUUUUAAUGUUCUUAAUUUACCAGCUAGGUUAGUAUUUUUUGCCGUAAGCAUUGCUGGAGGAUUAUAUUUGUAUAUUGUGGGCGAAAAGCUUAACUCCUUUGUCUCGACGAGUUGUAAAAAAAAAGUUGACGUUAAACAGAAGAGGCGUUGAUGUAUUCAAUCGUUUUAAACCAGUGUUUGUAAAAUAAAGUUGU
Molecule: messenger RNA, 877 nt
Organism: Diatraea saccharalis (sugarcane borer)
Lineage: Eukaryota; Metazoa; Arthropoda; Insecta; Lepidoptera; Crambidae
Source: the annotation of a GenBank genome assembly